AUGCAGCCUGUUGCUCACCAGUCGGGAGGCGCGUCUGGAGAUCCGCUCCCGCCGUCACUGCCGACGGAGGCAAUCGAAGAGAAGGCCAGCGUGUCUAGCUUGGGAUCAUGGAACCAUUUGAUUGCUGGCGCUACCGGUGGAAUGGUCACCGCUAUUGUUACGAGUCCUCUUGACGUUCUCCGCACGCGUUUACAAACCGACUAUUACCAGACGUCAGGCGCGAACCGCUCGAUUCCCACACACGCGCACGUUCGUCAGUCGUUCGUUAAGACUUCUAUCCGCCAUUUCCGGGAGACAUUCGGCAUUCUUUUUUCAAUCCAUCGUGUUGAAGGCUGGCGGGGUAUGUUCAAGGGUCUCGGACCCAGCUUGACGGGUGUUGUUCCGGCCAGUGCGGUGAAGUUCUACACAUAUGGCAACUGCAAACGCCUGCUGCCGGAGAUCUUGGGCUGCGACAAGGAUACAACUUUGGUACAUGCCAUGUCCGCAGCAUGCGCUGGUAUCGCCACUGGCUCAGCCACCAACCCCAUCUGGGUGGUAAAAACUCGUCUUCAGUUGGAUAAGGCCGGUGCUCGCCGGUACAAGAACAGUCUGGAUUGCACCAAGCAGAUUCUGCAACAAGAAGGACCUAAGGGUCUCUACCGAGGUCUGACGGCCAGCUACCUGGGCACAAUCGAAACCACACUGCAUCUGGCCAUGUACGAGCGGAUUAAGGGACUCAUCUCUAAGGAGGUCAAUCUGGAUAAGAACUCGGAUUCGAACAAGUUUGUGCAGGGCCUUGCUCUGAGUGGAGCGUCGGGAUUGUCGAAGCUGUUUGCUUGUUUGAUCGCGUAUCCUCAUGAGGUUAUUCGUACUCGACUUCGACAGGCUCCGAUGGCGGACGGUCGCCAGAAAUAUACGAGCAUCCUCCAGUGCGCGCGGUUGAUCUUGAAGGAAGAGGGAGUGAUCGCGCUGUAUGGAGGAUUGACGGCACACCUUCUCCGCACGGUGCCGUCGGCCGCGAUCACCAUCGGGACCUACGAGCUGGUUCUCAAGGUCCUUGAGGGACGUUAA
This is a messenger RNA of Aspergillus tubingensis, 1050 nucleotides long. RefSeq names its product putative mitochondrial carrier protein (Rim2). Gene Ontology annotation, molecular function: pyrimidine nucleotide transmembrane transporter activity. The record is from RefSeq and is a predicted model, not a curated record. Gene Ontology annotation, biological process: pyrimidine nucleotide import into mitochondrion. The transcript has 4 exons. Gene Ontology annotation, cellular component: mitochondrion. Bases 1 to 1050 code for a protein of 349 amino acids. Lineage: Eukaryota; Fungi; Ascomycota; Eurotiomycetes; Eurotiales; Aspergillaceae.